Messenger RNA from Danio rerio (zebrafish), 1534 nucleotides. RefSeq names its product serine protease 60.2 (gene prss60.2). NCBI's taxonomy places the organism in Eukaryota, Metazoa, Chordata, Actinopteri, Cypriniformes, Danionidae. Gene Ontology annotation, molecular function: peptidase activity; hydrolase activity; serine-type endopeptidase activity. Gene Ontology annotation, biological process: proteolysis. The record is from RefSeq and is marked provisional.
GCCACUAGUAGACAUUCUGCUAGCAAACAGAGGGACUGUGUGAAGAUGUGGAGAUUGACUUGUGCCACUUUGACCCUACUCAUAUGUGUUAAAGGUUCACUUUCUCAGUUGAAUGUUUGUGGACAAGCCCCUCUGAACUCCCGUAUUGUAGGGGGUGUAAAUGCACCUGAGGGAUCAUGGCCUUGGCAGGUUAGUCUACAGAGCCCUAGGUAUGGUGGUCAUUUUUGCGGAGGCUCCCUGAUCAGCAGUGAAUGGGUGCUGACAGCUGCUCACUGUUUACCUGGUGUCUCUGAAUCCAGUCUUGUUGUGUACUUGGGAAGGAGAACACAGCAGGGAGUCAACACUCAUGAAACUAGUAGAAAUGUUGCAAAAAUAAUCGUUCACUCCUCCUACAACAGCAACACAAAUGACAAUGACAUCGCUCUGCUGCGCCUGUCUUCUGCUGUUACCUUCAAUGACUAUAUCAGACCUGUAUGUCUGGCGGCCCAGAACAGUGUCUAUAGUGCUGGCACCAGCAGCUGGAUCACAGGCUGGGGAGAUGUUCAGGCUGGAGUGAAUCUACCUGCUCCUGGGAUUCUGCAGGAGACUAUGAUUCCAGUUGUGGCCAAUGAUCGAUGUAAUGCUCAACUGGGUUCUGGAACUGUCACCAACAACAUGAUCUGUGCUGGUUUAGCAAAGGGAGGCAAAGACACCUGCCAGGGGGAUUCUGGUGGUCCAAUGGUGACUCGGCUGUGUACAGUGUGGAUUCAGGCUGGUAUCACCAGCUGGGGUUAUGGCUGUGCUGACCCCAACAGUCCUGGGGUUUACACUCGUGUGUCACAGUAUCAGAGUUGGAUUUCAAGCAAAAUCAGUCAGAACCAACCAGGAUUCAUUCUCUUCACCCCACCAAGUUCAUGCACCUCCAGCAGCCUAACCUCAUCUUCCUGUAGCGGGAGAUGCAAUGAGGUGUACAACACACUCAAUCGCUGCAACUGCAAUGCCAACUGUGCUACAAAAUGCUGCAUGGAUUACAAACAGCGUUGUGCCAGUUAAGAUACCUCCACGGAUUCAAAACAGCCUCGUAAUCGUAUCACUUGUGAAUAAGACUUUUACCUGCCUGUUUGUCCAGAAGACUUCAGUGCUGCUUUUAAAAUGUUGCACAGUCAGAAUUUCAGUGGAUACAGCCUUUCAAAGAGCUGCUUCACUCACUUCACUCAGGGGUGUACAUUCAUAUUUCUUUAUGUUUGAAAUAAUUUGAACACUUUCCCCUCUCUAUUAGUUGAGAGUGAUUUCUCUCUCUUGAUCUUUUCAACGUUUAUUUUUUAAAUUAGUAUUCUGGGUAUAUUAAAAUGAUACUUUAAAUAUUUUUUUUUUACAAAUUUCUUUCACAAUACAUUUCCGCUGCCAAAUGAGUGGCCAUUUCUCCAAAUUUAAAUAAAUGUCACAAUUCUGUGCCAUAAGUAAUGAUUUAAUAAUGGCUUUGACACAAUCAUUAAAUAACCCCAAACACCCUGUCUUUUCAUGCUUUUUGCAGAAAUAAAUUUUUCCAACAGUG